This is a messenger RNA of Aedes aegypti (yellow fever mosquito), 2267 nucleotides long. RefSeq lists its product as uncharacterized. The transcript is spliced from 2 exons. The record is from RefSeq and is a predicted model, not a curated record. NCBI's taxonomy places the organism in Eukaryota, Metazoa, Arthropoda, Insecta, Diptera, Culicidae. Bases 1381 to 1983 code for a protein of 200 amino acids.
AACGCUUUAGUCUUCCCCCUUUCCCUUUCUAGCGUCACGUUAUUUGUAAACGGCGUCUUAUAAAAGGUUGUAGCAAUUUGAUCUAAUUGUGCAAAUGUAUUUUCAUAUUUCUGCCAAAAAUUUGAAAGGGCAUAGUCCUAGUACAUCAUGAAUUUUGAUAUUUAAAGCUCUAUUCCAUUUGACGUAUCGAUCGAUAAGUCAGGAAAAAUAUAGGUAUCAUGAAAACUACAAUUGGCGGUCAAGCACAAUUCAUCAGCACUGCUUCAAAAAUUUAAUGUGGUGUAUAGUGAUUGCAUUUGGGAAAUUUUCAAUUUUAGGGGAAACCGUACAUUAUUUUACGGUUAUGAUGAAACCACAAAUUGUACAAGUAAAUCGAUUUAUGUAUAGGCAAAACCUCGGAAACCAGUUUGCUUUGCAACAUUAUCCUUAUAUAUCAACCGAUCUGCAUGCAAAACAAAUUGGAACAAAUUUAUUUGACACUUUUUGAUAUUCGAUCUACACAUUGGUCCUCCUAGCCCAACCCGUCACGCCUCUUUAUCUUGGACACCCAAUUAUAGCUCAGAAAAAUUACACUCCGACCCGACGCGAUCCGGUGCCUUGAUACGGAAACCAUGGCGCUCCAAUAAUUGAAUUCAAUUUUUCAUUUUACGCACCAACGCAAAACAAAUUUUCCUGUCACUCCCAGUCUGUCUUCUUCUGGAUAGCCAGUUAGGCAGUUAGGUCGAGUUCACGUUUAGAGUGCUUGCGGUGAUAUUGCGUAGGUUUCAAGCGCUUAUCUGCAUAGCACACUCUUCAUCAACCCCGAAGCAUUUAUUCAACAUAAAAAGCAAAAAUGUCUUCGCUUGGAUAAGUAUUCGGCAACAAUUCGCUACUAGCGUUAUUUUUUCGCCACAGCCAUCAGCAAGAGGUCAAUUUGUGUUGCUGAGCAGUGUUUAGUAAAAAGAAUAUUUUCCCGCGAAAAUUGAAAAAUACAAUAUCUUUCCUAUCGAAAAAAAAAAAAAAAUGUUUGAAAUGAUACUAAUAAAAAAGCAAAUUGUGAAUACAAAGCCAUGAACCGGCAUUUGAUGCAACUUGCAAUCAUGAUACCGAAUAAUAAAUUUGUCAAAAUUUUUGCCAUCAAUUCCGCUGGCGAAACAAUUCGCACAUUGCACGCCGAUAUAGGAGAGCCUACCCCAAUAACAACUUCACGGUUCGUUAGUUGACACACCUAUCAGCGAAAUGUGGUGUCGGCGCGAAUUGGUGAGCAUCGCAAAAUUGCAUCCGAACGAAUUUGAUAAAUUGAUAGCAAAACAAAAUGUUUAAUAUAAACCGUUCGUAGUCAUUGAACGGUAUCAUUUGAUCGUGAUCACUGGUUGGAAGCAUAUCUUGUGGGAGGUCGCAAUGAAAGUAAUUGGAACGAUCGUUGUUGCCACAUUGAUCAUCUGCUGUGAAUCGAUUGAAGAUCCUGGUUCGCCAAAGCAAAGAUACGAUGCAGCGUACCGAUUCCAAAAUCAGAAUGGCAAUCGUCAGGAAUUUCAUCGACCACAUCGUUAUCGUUACGUUCAGCAACCACCACAUAACUUGAACGAAGAUUAUAUGCAGUAUAAUCAAUACCAGCAGGAAGGACGAGAAUCUAUCAGAACAAUUAACAAUCAUCAAUACCUGAAUCGGAAUAACAACCAUCAAAAUGUGCAAGCAUCCGUGCAUCGGGGCAACCAGGACAGGAAAAUUAUCUAUCAAGCUGUUCCCUACCCGGUUCCUGUGCCCGACCGCCUUCCCCAUCCCACGCGCAAAGACAUAAAUAACCAUGCCGUUGAAAUUCAGCAAUCCAUUCCGAUCUACAUGGCACGACAAAUCUACCAGGUGACCAACGAUGGUGCGUUGAGGUUGAUUUCCGAGGAAGAGCUCCGAAAUCCAGCUCCAGAUGCGAACUUCAACCAACGACUCCUCCCGCUAUUGUUCAUGCAAUAUCCGAUCUUGAUUGUGAAACACGAACAACAUUAGUACCAUAUCUUUAGGGUGCUUUGUCAAAUAAAUGGUUCGUUAUAAGCCGGAAAAUUGAAUUACUCCGGAAACUGUUUACUGGGACGCUUACUUUAUGCAAACAUAAAUAACGGCUCCUUGGGCGCCACUUGAUGCGGUACCUACACGCAUGGGUGUAGCCAGAAGUUCCAUAAUACAAAAUUGUGUUUAAUGGUCUAUAGUUUUAUGUAUAAUGAUCCAGAUAACAUGAAAUUUUGGCGGCGAACUGAAAAUAAAGCAAAUUUCAAUUUGGAAAUAAUAAAAAA